UUCUCCUCUUAUGUUCCUCCUCUCGGAAUUUGCUGCGACAGGGCCGAGGCCGUUCAUGCCUUCUCUGCGCAAUUGCUCCAGAGACCGAUCUUCCUAUGAGGACGCUGAUAGAUUCAUCCCAAAUCGGUCAGCGAUGGACUUCGACUUUGCAAACUACAUGCUAACCCAAUCAAGAAAGGAUAAGAAGAACGCGGCAGCGGCUUCCACCUCCAAAGAGGCGUAUCGAAAGCUUCUUGAUGAGGUCCUUCUGAACAACAGAACCAGAAUUCUUGCUUUCAACAGCAAGCCCCUUGCACCGCCUGAAAGGGCUUCCUCCUCCCACCAAACCAAGUCCGCAAGGCGGCAACGCCACAUUCCGCAGUCUCCUGAGAGGGCAUUGGAUGCAUCCGAACUUAUUGACGACUACUAUUUGAAUCUGCUAGACUGGGGAUGUAGCAAUGUUCUGUCGAUAGCCCUCGGGAAUACAGUAUACUUGUGGGAUGCUUCACGUCGUUCUACUUCUGAGCUUGUCACUGUGGAUGAAGAUAACGGUCCCGUUACAAGUGUCAGCUGGGCUCCUGAUGGCCGCCACAUCGCCGUCGGCCUCAACUCUUCUAACAUCCAAUUGUGGGACUCGAGCUCUGGUCGAUUGCUGAGGACUUUGACAGGGGUUCAUCAGUCUCGGGUUGGUUCUCUUGCCUGGAAUAAGAACAUCCUAACGACGGGUGGAAUGGAUGGCAUGAUUGUGAACAAUGAUGUGAGAGUGAGAUCCCAUGUUGUCCAUGCAUACCAUGGUCACCGAAUGGAGGUUUGCGGACUGAAGUGGUCAGGCUCGGGUCAGCAGUUGGCGAGCGGAGGCAACGACAACCUCCUUCACAUAUGGGACCUGUCGAUGGCUUCUUCUGCUCUGGCCCCAGGCCAAAAUCAAUGGCGCCACAGAUUCGAGGACCACAUGGCGGCCGUGAAGGCCCUUGCCUGGUGCCCGUUUCAGAGCAAUUUGCUGGCUUCUGGAGGGGGCGUAAGUGACCAAUGUAUCAAGUUUUGGAAUACCCAUACAGGUGUUUGCAUUAAUUCGAUUGACACUGGUUCGCAAGUGUGCUCUCUCCAAUGGAAUAAGAAUGAGCGCGAGCUAUUGAGCUCUCAUGGGUUCGCUCGUAACCAGCUGACCCUUUGGCAGUACCCUUCGAUGAGGAAGAUCACGGAGCUCAUGGGCCAUACUUCUCGGGUUCUCUUCAUGGCUCAGAGCCCUGAUGGUUGCACGGUUGCAUCUGCUGGAGGAGAUGAAGUGCUCAUGUUUUGGAAUGUGUUUGGCGAUCCUAAAGUGCCUAAGCCUUCUCCCAAGAAAUCAGAUGCUGUUCCCUUUGCCAAUUUUAACUAUAUCAGGUGAGGAUUAAAGCAUGCGGGAGAAAAUCGGGAGCAAUAUGGCUGACUUACUGCUGUUGAUGUUGUGCUGUAUGUGGUGGAGGAAAGCUUUUUGCUUCGUAGCGAGCAAGGUAUGAGGGGGUUUUCUGUACUGUGUUCUGUAUAGAAAAAUGAUCUCGACAUUUUUGUUUUCCUUUUGCAGAUUACUAUUUUUGUCUUAUCCUGUGACAUAUUGUUAAUGUAAAUCAUUUCAUUCUUUACAAUUCAAAUCUCAAUUGAGUGAAA
Ananas comosus (pineapple) is the source of this 1626-nucleotide messenger RNA. RefSeq names its product cell division cycle 20.2, cofactor of APC complex-like. Gene Ontology annotation, cellular component: anaphase-promoting complex. Gene Ontology annotation, biological process: anaphase-promoting complex-dependent catabolic process; positive regulation of anaphase-promoting complex-dependent catabolic process; positive regulation of ubiquitin protein ligase activity. Gene Ontology annotation, molecular function: protein binding; ubiquitin ligase activator activity; anaphase-promoting complex binding. The record is from RefSeq and is a predicted model, not a curated record. The transcript has 5 exons. NCBI's taxonomy places the organism in Eukaryota, Viridiplantae, Streptophyta, Magnoliopsida, Poales, Bromeliaceae. The coding region runs from base 11 to 1366 and encodes 451 amino acids.